Vespa crabro (European hornet) is the source of this 981-nucleotide messenger RNA. RefSeq lists its product as uncharacterized. Lineage: Eukaryota; Metazoa; Arthropoda; Insecta; Hymenoptera; Vespidae. The coding region runs from base 192 to 488 and encodes 98 amino acids. The transcript is spliced from 3 exons. The record is from RefSeq and is a predicted model, not a curated record.
AAAGUUAGAGUUGACAACUCUCUUUCAACAAUUUUAAGAGAAGUUCUUAAACUUGUCACGGUAGAAUCUUCUAGGAUAACAAGAAGUAUUAAAUGGUUCCUCAUUUUCAACAAUUAGUUUAUUUAGAUCAUUUGUCCUUUUCUAUAGUAUUUUUAUAAUAUCGCGUUUCACCGUGGUAAGGUGAUCAAGAGAUGAAUAUCAUUUUUGUUCUCGUCUUUGCUGGGGCAUGCGCGGCUGCGCCACAAUUCUUUGCUCAAUCAGGAACGAUCUAUGCACAUCCAGCCGUACUGUUGAAUUCGGCAAUGGAAAAUACUUUACCGUAUCACCUAAAAAACGAUUUUUAUAAAAAUCCACGAAUCGCUUCUGGACUUGCGAAAGAAUCGUGGUUCACUGAUAAAGAAAUGCAGGUAAUCGAUCGCGACACGGACAAAAUACCGCGGGAAAAAAUAUUCGACGUUUUGCAUAACGCUGGUCUUGCUUAUAAAUAAUAAUCUCAAAUAUAUCUUAUUGAAAUUUUUUUUAUUGCCAUAAUACAAUGAAUAUAACAAGUUCAUAUCGUAAAAUAAGACGGUACGCAAAAAACUCGUUUGCAUGAACGAAUUAACAUGUGGUAUCUAUCAUUUCUAAUGUGUAUAAGAUGUAUUUAUUUAGAUAUCUUCUUUUUUUUUAUAAAUUUUUAGUUAAUUGUAGUUAAUUAGUAAAUUAUAUACAGCAUCGUAAUUAUGUAUAUUUUUUAUAUAAAAGUUAGAAUUUAUUAAACAAAUAUAACGUUCCUGCAAGGGCUGUGAACAAGAAAGACAUUAAUUAUAAAUCUAAUGUUUUAUUAUAAUCUUUUAUAAAUAAUUAUCGAGUAAAAACUGAAUCUUCCUUUACUUAAUAUUUAUCGUAAUUGUUAUAAUGCUAAUUUAUUAUCAGGAUAAUGUGUUUAUAAAAAUAUAAAAAUAUAAUAAAAAUGAUGUGAUAAAUUUAUAUACAUAUAUA